Messenger RNA from Laetiporus sulphureus 93-53, 1791 nucleotides. RefSeq names its product glycoside hydrolase family 13 protein. The record is from RefSeq and is a predicted model, not a curated record. NCBI's taxonomy places the organism in Eukaryota, Fungi, Basidiomycota, Agaricomycetes, Polyporales, Laetiporaceae. Gene Ontology annotation, molecular function: calcium ion binding; hydrolase activity, hydrolyzing O-glycosyl compounds. The coding region runs from base 106 to 1710 and encodes 534 amino acids. The transcript is spliced from 18 exons. Gene Ontology annotation, biological process: carbohydrate metabolic process.
GUCGAAACCCGAGGCAAAGCACCUAAGUUAAUUCCUGCGCAGCAAGUGGUGGUGGGCUGCCACGCAGCUCAGGCUCUUUCUCUUUUCGACCACCUCGGCGACAGAAUGGGACAGCUCAACUGGCUGGUGGACUGGGUAUGGACCCGCAUCAGAGGAUACCCGCCUUCAUCUCUGGCGAGCAUGCGCCUGGGCAAUGAAGGACGUUCGCAAAAUGCGCUCAUGGUACAAUUCUUCACGUGGAACUGCAGACAUCCCACCUUGAGCUGGUGGAAGCAUUUCGAGUCUGAGGUGCCACAGCUGGCAGAAAUGGGGGUGACACAGGUGUGGCUUCCUCCGCCGAACAAAGCUAUGACCAAGCACGGCCAAGGCUACGAUGCGUAUGAUCUGUGGGACCUGGGCGAAUUUUCACAGAAGGGCAAUAUUGCCACAAGAUGGGGAACGAAGGACGAGCUCAUACAGGCCAUUGCAACGGCCAAGGCCCAUGGCAUCGACGUCCUGAUCGAUGCCGUGCUGAACCACAAACUUGGAGCCGACAGGACAGAAGUCUUUCAUGCAGUGCCCGUUGACCCGAAAAACCGUUUGAGAGAUCUGACAGUACCUCGAGAGAUCGAGGGCUGGACAGCAUUCGACUUUUCGGGAAGGGACGGAAAGUACAGCAGUCUCAAGUGGACACAAGAGCACUUCACUGGUCUUGAUUGGGACAAUCGAGCGCGUCUGAACGGCGUAUAUCGCAUCGUAGGCGGGCAACAUCAGGGCUGGUCUCGGUUCGUCGAUGGGGAAUUCGCCAAUUAUGACUAUCUGCUUGGGGUCGAUAUUGACCACAGGCAUCCCGAAGUAAGACAGGACCUCCUUGCGUGGGGCAAGUGGGUGCUUGAGACUACGGGAGCAGUUGGCUUUCGACUUGAUGCAAUCAAACACAUGGAUCGUUUCUUCCUGGUUGACUUCCUCAAAUAUGUACGCGAAGCCACGGGAAGAGGGGAUCUUUUCUCAGUAGCGGAGUACUGGUCUGGGGACGUCAGGAACAUCAGACCAUAUAUCUACGCGUUUCAGGGCCUGGUUUCGUUCUUUGACGUUCCAUUGCAUUACAACUUUCAUAAAGCAAGCAAGUGGGGCCCAUUUUACGACCUCAGAACCGUCUUGAACAACACAAUACUGCAGUUCAGACCGGGCGAUGCUGUGACAUUUGUGGACAACCAUGAGUGCCAAAUAGGACAGACGCUUGAGAGUUGGGUCGGAAGGAACUUCAAGCUACAAGCAUAUGCCCUUAUCUUGCUCCGGGGCGAGGGCCAUCCGUGCGUCUUCUACGGGGACAUAUAUCCCAACGAUGAGUGCUACGACGAGUACAUCGCGCAAGGCGUGCGGCGCUUAAUGAACGCACGGAAGCGGUUCGCGUACGGCGAGCGCAUCGACUAUUUCCAGAACCGCAAUUGUAUCGGAUUCGUGCGUACCGGCGACGACGCGCAUGAAGGGUGCGCGGUGAUCGUGAGCAAUGCCGUCGAAUCAGCUGGGACGAAGGGCAUACAGCAUAUGGUGCGGAUGAACGUCGGUGCAGGCAUCGGCGGAUCGUCUUUCACCUCGUCGAUGGAUCCCGAAUUGCCCGAAUACGUGGACAUCGCCCCGGAUGGGUGGGGCGUCUUCACUUGCCCUCCGGGUAAGGUGCAGGUUUGGGUGAAGAGCGAUACCUCGCCGGCUCGAAGAGCUGCGCUUUGAGUACCGGAUAGUUUUGACCCUUCCGUGUAUACCAGUGUGACAGCGUAUAUGUAUCAUAUCGUGUAAGGAACAGAUACUUUU